AUGGGGAGAGGAAGACGAAGUGGGGAGCAAAGAAAUCAAGCAACAAGCAGUCACGAACUGAAGAAGAAGAGGAGAUCGAGAACGGGGAAGGGGAUUAACUUAAGGAACUCGUCGCAGCGGCCACGAACUGAAGAAGAAGGGGAGAUCGAGAACGGGAACUCGCUGCAGCCUGGAUCCACGUGGCAGGGGCGGAAACUCGUCGCUGGCGGCCAGCGAGUAGGGACGGAAGCUCGUCGCCAGCGCUGCGCCGCUACGUGGGGGAGGCGGAGGCGGAGGCGUGAGGCUGCGCGUGGGAGGGCGGACCGACGGAGGCUGGUCGCCGGUGGGCGUCGGACACGGGCGCUGCGCCGCUGCGUGGGGGAGGCGGAGGCGGCUGCGUGA
Miscanthus lutarioriparius is the source of this 381-nucleotide messenger RNA. The record is from the annotation of a GenBank genome assembly. NCBI's taxonomy places the organism in Eukaryota, Viridiplantae, Streptophyta, Magnoliopsida, Poales, Poaceae.